GACAGCAUUUUGCCGAUCACGGAGAGCGGUCGCCAGAGCUCAGGCAGCUAGCAGCACCCUUCUACUUGGGGGAACCACGGGAAAAUACUAUUCGCAAAACCCUUGCACUUGUGACGGAUAUUUUAUCGACACACAUUUUGAAUAAACAAUUCUAAACAUUCAACUGGUGAUGGAGCUCCUCAUUGGAUAGUGUAUCUGUCGUUAAUGCAAGCGAAAUUCUUUAUCUCGGUUGUCAGUGAAACAUUUAAGGCGAACAGUUUGGGCGCCUCUUUAUCAGCUUGGUUUGGAUUUGUUCGCAACUCAACUGAAAAUAGUUGAUCAACUUUGGGAAUUCGUUCAAUGCUGUGAACACUCGUUUAGUUCUCAUCAUGUAAAAUUGGUGAUGAAUCAAAGUCCUCUGUGAAAUGGUUUUUAAUAUGGAUAAAUAAUCGAACAUUCUUUGGACAUCAACCAAUAAUUUCGUUCGUGGAAUUUCUCAGAGAAAUGAUUAUGGAAAAUCAACAGAGAAGAAGCCUUUUGGAUUUGCUGAGGAUUGGACUAUUACUGAGUACAAUGGCAACUGGGACCAGUGGAUCUUGUAGUCUUCUUUCAAUACCUACAACGGGAACUGCAUGUAGUAUAAAGACCUUUACUGAAUGCAGUGCUGCUGUAAGAAGUGGAAUUACAGUGACAAGUGCCACCGUCUCCCACUCUGGAACCAGCGUGGACGCCACUGUAGCAGCUAAUGACAUCAUACAUUGUAGCGAGAAGUCAUGCAUAGAGCUAGCUUUCUUUCUCCUCGUCCACUACUCAGAACAGUUCUGUGUGACGUUGGAGGACUUUGGAGGCCUUUACCCGUUAACAGCAGAGAUCACAGUUUCUUAUUCAGGUGGAAUUCAACCAGACUUCUUAGCUAGUUUUACUGGAUUGGGCGGUUUGAGCUAUUUCAAUGGUAAUUAUUUUACUGGCUGUACAACAUUCACUUUCUCGUCCCUAACUUCGAGUGUAUCUGUGACACCAAGUGCGGACUCAAGCCUUACUCAAUACACCAACGGGGACUGUGAUGAGCAACCAACGACACAGCCAAUGACACCACCAACAACGACGCCAGCAACGACGCAGCCAACGACGACUCCAACGACACAAUCAACACAGCCAGCGACUUUACAACCGGAAACGACAUUUGCAACUGCAACGCCAGCAACGACUCCAACGACACAAUCAACACAGCCAGCGACUUUACAACCGGAAACGACAUUUGCAACUGCACCGUCUUCGGCAGCACUGUCUGCUACCACAUCUCUUGGAACUACUCCUGGAGGUGAUAGGCAUUGUGGAACAUUCAAAAUUGGAGACUCCUAUGAGAACUGUCUGCCUAAGAUAUCGCCUUGCAUUAUCCCUGAUUUCAAUGCGAGUGAAAUUACUGUGGUCAGCGCAACGUUGCGGAUGUCUCAUGAACCAUCUGAGGACAUCACCCGACUUGUACAAGGCGUCAUUGCGUGUAGCCAGGAUGCUUGUGAGGGCGCUAUAUACGAGGUCAUCCAACUGUAUUCCAGGGUCGAAUGCCUGAGUGCAGAGGAAGGAAUGGAGACCAUUUCUAUUGACAUUGAAUACACAUAUGAAUCCGUUACAUUCAACAUCCAAGCAGACAGCAUCUUCACCAUUGAUGAAGACGGUUUGCACACAGAGUUCUGUGAUAAUCUUUACUACCAAUCAAGACCAAAUACAACUUCACAUACAAUUGAUGAUGACCCUUUCGACUGCGCCUUACUUGAUGAAUCGAGGUAUGGCGAUUCAUCGACCACCGACACACCAGGCUCUACAGAGACAAGAAGAGGAUGUCCUCGGGUGACUAUUGACUUCGUGGAAGACAUAUCAAUAGGAGCAGAUUCUUGCGGGCCAACGUUCUUCAUUGAAUCUGACUCACCAAGUGUUACGAACGCUCGGGUGUCCUUCGAGUCCCAGGACCAGAACGAAGUUGUUGGAGGAGCCAUCAAUGUUAGCCAGGACGGGAUCGACUCCUCGGGCAACCUCCUGCAUGUCGUCAGUUUGGUCAUGAUCAUCGACAUCGAGGAUGGGAAUUCAACCCUGGAUCUCAAUGGUUCCGUGACCAUUGAUUUCGCCGUAAAUCUUACAGGCUCAGGCAAUAUUGUUUACUGUGCCUUUAUCGUCAAUGAAAGCUCUGGAGUCUGGUCUAGUAGCGGUAUGGAAGUGGUGUCAGCAAACUCCACUUUGGUACGAUGUCGCAGCAAUCAUCUCACAAGCUUCGCCGUUCUCCUAUCAGCUAAGCCACCCAAAGGACUAAACGCCGUUAUCCAAAGCCACCUGUCCAGAAUCAUGGGUUCGCUGUCCGUAUUGUGCCUGACACUGGCUCUCUUCAUUUACGUUGCCACAGGGACAUGGAAGCAACUGAAGAUUCAGAUUCAUAUUAACCUUGCUGUCUCAACAGCCUUGGGUCAGCUUCUCUUUAUGACCAUGGCAGAAAUGACUUGGAAUCGUAUCGUCUGCAAAACCAUUGCCGUGACCCUUCAAUACCUCUUUACCUCGGCUCUCGCUUGGACGAUGAUAGAGGGCGUGUUUCUGUAUCGUACAACUGCCGUGGGCUUCAAGCCUCUUCGCAUUGGUUGGCUGAGUCUGUUUGCUUGGGGAGGCUCACUUGUUGUUGUUGGAGUCUCAUUCGGUGUUCUGUACGAUGGCUACGGAUCCACUAGCUAUUGCUGGCUUCGCCAUGAUGAUCACACCAUCUACGUCUUCGUCGGAUGCGUCUUUGCCGUUCUAUUGUUCAACUCGAUGAUCCUUUUCUUUGUGAUGAAGUCCUUCAUGGCUCUCAAAGCCAAUGCCAAGAAAGACGAGUUGGAGAAAUUCAAGGCAAUGACUCGUGCCAUGCUGAUACUCCUUCCAAUACUGGGUCUCACGUGGUUUGCGGGGGCCAUCACAAGUAUCACCAAAUCUGAUCACGUGAUCUUCUUUCAAUAUCUUUUCAUCAUCUCUUUCGGAAUGCAGGGGAUCUGUAUUCUCAUUUUCCACUGCCUCCAAGUGCCAGAUAUUAAGGCGGUAUUGAAAAAUCGAAUACAUCGACGAGUUAAGGAUAGCUCCUGGACAUCGAAAUCAGGAGUCCAAAGGUCUACUACAGUUACUUCUACUUUUUGAGCAAAAGAGGGAAGAAAAUGUUUCCCUGUUGGAUAACGGGGUCGAUGCUCGAUAGGCCUGAGUGUUAUACAGUCACAUCUCUUCAGACUAUGGCUAACGUUGACGCAAUGCAUGAACUAUCGUGACUAAGUAAUCAUGAAAAGUUGGAGCAUUUUGAUUGAUAAAAUUUUACUUUGUAUGAUAAAGCGUGUUGUCUUGCCUUAUAAAUUCACCUUGAAAAAAUAACCUUGCUUUUUACCUUGACAAAAAUAUCUCCUAACGUAAUAUUAAAGCAUGUGAAUUGUCUAUGUUCUUACUAAGUUAUAUGGAAGUAGUUGUGCGCAUGAGUUGCUAAACUCGAGAGAAAUUGAUGGAAUUAAUUAAUCAUUUAUAGUUGAAUACACAAUGACUGUGUUCGCGAGAGUGUAUGAUAUACACGCAGUAAUAUAGGAAUAUCUUUGGUCCAGCGAAUGUGAACAACAUGUGACCUGCAUUGCUAACGGUGUAGCUUUUUGAUUUAGUGAUGGGUACGAUGACACUCUUUCGACUCGUCAAGAAUGCCAGAUGGCGCAUUAAUUUGGCCAUAUCACUUGGUCAAUAUUGAGGUCAUAUAUCUUGUAAAUAUGUGUGAUUGUAUUUAUUUAAUUUAUUUGUAGCUUUAUCUACACAGAACAUCACAUAAAUUUUAUAGUAUACAUAAUUCAUACCCUCAUGAGUGCUUUAUUUUUCAUACGAAUUUAGUUCUGUGAAGAGGGGGCACUGUCAAGAAACCUAUAUUUUCGCAUGAAAUAUUAAUAAAAAAUUGUAAGUCAUAUAAUGAUAGAAUAAUUUUAUAUCCAUGUAUGUGUGCAUUUCAGCCAAGCUGUGUACAGAUGUAUAUACAAACAUUAUUAUAUUGUUUCGGUGUACUAACGUAUUUUUUAUUCGUUUAUUUAUUUUUAAAAUUAUUUUUUUGUUGUUGGGGGUGGGAUGAUUUAGCUUAUUGUCGCCGUUUAGUGGUAUUUUCUUUUUAGAUAUCGAUUUUUCUUAAGGUUAGAUCCUACAAAAGUAAUUCACUAAUGUAACAAAAAAAAUUGAUGUUAAUAAAAUAUUACAAGUUUGCUAUAUUUUCUUGUAUUCAUUUAGCACUUGACAUAAUACGAGCUAAUAUAUAGAUAUUGAACCGAAAGCGAUUGCGAUUCUAGAUCGCCAUAAAAUAUCAGGGUUCCAAUUAGCCAACAGAGGACACUUAAACUUAAUUUGGUAAUCAAAUUUUAUUUUUUAUGAAGACUCAAAUGAUGACAGAAGAAGAAGAUUUCAUUGCUAAAAAAUAGAAAUUCAAUGUCCCUAGGUUUACAUAAAUGUACCUUUUAUUCGUGCUAAUAAUGUGGUGAAUGAUAUAAAUGCAUAUCCUUGAACCUUGAAGAUUAAUCCAUUUUAGCAGCUUCAAACCUAUCCCGGGAUGAAAACAUUCUGUGUAUCAGUGCGAGGUGCCAUGGUGAAGUAAUUUGAAAUAAGUGAGUGCACCAUGCAAGUAAAAGAUGCCUCUUGGUUUACAGCAUAAGAGGGCCACAGGAGGCUGCAUCACACGGAUAAAUGGCAGUGCUGCCUCUCUAAAUACAGCUGGGUUUGUUCCUAUUACAAGAGAUCCUGGUAAAGGUGAUUCAAAAUGUUGACAGUACGCGGGAAGAAAGAGGGCUUGUAGGUAUUUGUGGUUGCUUUCGGGAUAGCAUAUUUAAGGCUGUUAUCAUGUCGUCCCAUAUACAGCAGUACUAUUUUGAUUUUUAAAAAGAAUACUGAUUAAUACUGGAAAGGUGGGGGAUUAAGACGCAAUUUCUUCGAAAAGAGUUAUUAGUGUUUUAGUGAUUGUGUAGUGGAAGCGAAAGUAAUGUGCCUUGUUCUGCCUUAAGUUUUACAGAGUCGAUGAUUUUAUGUAAAAUACAAUAUAUAGACUCAUAUUUCAUUAAAACCGUUAUAAAUGUAACUAUCAGGACAACCAUAAUAAUCAGGCAAAAUAUUCUAUUAAU
Lytechinus variegatus (green sea urchin) is the source of this 5114-nucleotide messenger RNA. RefSeq lists its product as uncharacterized. Bases 484 to 3129 code for a protein of 881 amino acids. The record is from RefSeq and is a predicted model, not a curated record. Gene Ontology annotation, cellular component: membrane. The transcript is spliced from 21 exons. Lineage: Eukaryota; Metazoa; Echinodermata; Echinoidea; Temnopleuroida; Toxopneustidae. Gene Ontology annotation, biological process: adenylate cyclase-activating G protein-coupled receptor signaling pathway; cell surface receptor signaling pathway. Gene Ontology annotation, molecular function: G protein-coupled receptor activity.